AUGACGCCCCUGGACCACGUCCCGCACGCGGACGCGCUCGUGCGCGAGUACCUGCUCUUCCGCGGGUUCACGUCCGCGCUGCGCGCGUUCGACGCGGACGCGCGCGCGGAUCUCCUCUUCCGCGCGACCGCCGACGCCGACGCCGACGCCGACGCCGCCGCGAACGCGAACGCCGACGCCGACGUCGCGCGCGGUGACGCGUGCGACCGAGUCGCGGACGCGCUCUUCGAGCGCGACCUCCCCGCGCUCGACGUCCGCGCCGUCUGCGACACGCUCGCGCUCCUCCGCGCGCGCUUCUUCGCGCGCCUCGACGCGUCGUUCGCGCCCGCGUGCGCCAAGCUAGAGACGUCAAUCCUCCGCCUCCUCAUCGUUCACGCGCUGCGGCGCGGACGCAAGGACGUCGUCGACGCGCUCUUCGCGCGCGAGGGCGAGCGCCUCGCGGCGAAUAGCGACGAGUGGCACGCGUGGUUCGCGGUGUGCUACGUCGCGCGACCGGAGGAGGACGCGCGGUACCGCGCGCACUUCGCGAAAGGAUGGGGCGACGCCGUGCGAGCGUCGACGCGCAACUUCCUCGCGGAGGCGUUCCGCGCGACGCCCGCGCCCGCGAUGCUGCGGUUCGGGGAGGAGAGGCGACGGCGGAGCGCGCUGGAGAAGCGCGCGCGCGAUGCGGAGCUCGAGUGCGUCGCGCUCAGGGCGACGCUCGAGGAGAGAGAAGACCGAGCCGCGCGGAUCGGCGGCGGCGGGCUCGACGACGACGCGUCCGAGGCGCGUUCUAUCUCACACUGGUUCCCAUACGACCGCGUUCGCGUGAACGACCCUGAUUCGAUCGCGUCGCCGCCGCCGCCGCCGCCGCCGCCGCCGCCGGCGACUCCCGCGAGGGUGACCUCGCGAGAGACGCGAUCGUGGCACUCCGCGGCGAUCGCGUGCGCGCGUUUCUCCCCGGACGGCGGCGACGUCGCGAGCGGCAGCGCGGACGGCACCGCGCGGGUGUGGACGCCCGCCGAGGCGUUGGAUUCGCCGCGCGCGCGAAACGCGACGAUUCACUGCGGCCGAGAGGUGCAGGUCGUGGAGUGGAGCGGCGGCGGGGACGGUAACGCUUCAUCUUCAGCCGUUACGUAUAAUACGAACGUCGCGCCGUCGUCGUCGCUGCUCAUAGGCACGCGAGGCGGCGGGCUGCGCGUGUGGAACGUGGACGCGAAACGCGUGACGGUGGACGCCGCGGGCGACGAGAAUUUCCCAAAUUUCGACGACGUGCGGUCGUCGCCGACGGAGCACGUGUUCGCGUGCGCGACGUCCUCGGACGCGCGCGACGGCGCGAUCACGAUGUGGAACUCGAGACGGUUCGAGCCGAUGCACGCGCUCGCGAUGGGUCCGCGCGGCAGAAGUAGUAUCACACGUGGCGGCGCGCCGUUAAUUCACGCGCUCGCGUUUAAUCACAACUCGAAGCUCCUCGCCGCCGCAAGCGACGACGGCCGCGUCGUCUUGUUCGACCUGAACAGCCGCAAGGUCAUCACGACGUGGGAUCACGGCGGGGUAGGCAGAGUAAGCGUCGCGGCGACCGGUUUAGGGUUCAGCGCGGACCAGACGAGCGUGUACAGCGUGGGGGGCGACGGCGUGGUCAAGGAGUGGUCGCUUAGGACGGCAGGCGGCGGCGGCGGCGGCGGCGGCGCGCCGCCGACGCGCGUCGUCGACGCGAGUCGCGCGUGCGGGGUCGCGGGGAAGGACGCCGGCGCGGCGAUUCGCAUACGCAUGGCCGUGGACCCGAACGGCGCCGGCGUCGCGCUGAGCUCGCGCGAGACGCACGCGGUGUUCGUUCGUCUGGACGGCGGCGGCGGCGGCGGCGGCGGCGGCGGCGGCGGCGGCGGCGGGGGAACCGUGCACACGAUCCCCGGGCACCGAGGCGACGUGACGUGCGUGGACUGGCACCCGGGGAAGGACGUCGUCCUCACCGGUGGUGCGGAUAACGCCCUCGCGCUGUCCACCUUGGCGUUGUGA
Messenger RNA from Micromonas pusilla CCMP1545, 1995 nucleotides. RefSeq lists its product as uncharacterized. The record is from RefSeq and is a predicted model, not a curated record. Bases 1 to 1995 code for a protein of 664 amino acids. Lineage: Eukaryota; Viridiplantae; Chlorophyta; Mamiellophyceae; Mamiellales; Mamiellaceae. The transcript is spliced from 2 exons. Gene Ontology annotation, molecular function: protein binding.